This is a messenger RNA of Brassica oleracea var. oleracea, 1041 nucleotides long. RefSeq lists its product as uncharacterized. NCBI's taxonomy places the organism in Eukaryota, Viridiplantae, Streptophyta, Magnoliopsida, Brassicales, Brassicaceae. The record is from RefSeq and is a predicted model, not a curated record. Bases 1 to 1041 code for a protein of 346 amino acids. The transcript has 3 exons.
AUGCAAGCAGCUCAAGGUUUCCAAGCUCCACGAGUUGUGGUUUCUGCAAAGCGGUCUCUCAGGUUUUCUAUGCAAGAAUUUCAUGCCGUGACUGGUUUGAAGUUCAAAGAUGAAACGGAGAUAGACUUCAUUAAUUGGAAGGAUGAUAAGGGGUUCUGGAGCCUCGUGCUGAAGGUGAGGCUAGUAUAUCUGUGUAUUAUACAUGGAUUCAUCAUGGCUAAGGAUUGGAAAGUGUCUAUCCCUCAAGAAUACAUCCGUUUGGUGAUGGAUUUUGAGAAGUUGAGGAUGUAUCCUUGGGGUCUUCGCGCGUAUGAUGAGCUGCUUGCAUCAAUAUUCAGAGCAAGGGAAGAUUUGCAUCUGAAGAACAGUUACGUGUUGGAUGGAUUCUCAUAUGCGUUUCAGAUAUGGAUUAUGGAGGCAGUCCCAGACAUUGGUACUAUGGUGGGUAAAAAGAUUAAAAAAAACAUCACCAAAGUGAGAUGUAGAAAUUGGAAAGGAAAUGGAAAAGUAUCCUACCAAGAUAUCAAUAGCCUACAGUCACACUUCGAUAAGGGAGAGCUGUUUCCCUUUAUAUCUCAUACUGGGAACAAUGAUGUGGUUGAUGAUGCUGCGUUCAUUAGGGAAGAUGAGAAAAAGGAUGAAAGAGUUGGUCGUAUUGUUGCUCUGAUGAAUGCCAAACAAGACUGGAACCAAUUCGCUUGGGAAGUUGAGGCUUUGCCUCGAAAUGUGGAGCUUUCUGAUUCAGAAGAAGAUGUUGAAGUCGAAGAUGUCACAGAGGAACCGUCUGUUGUUGCACAGGAACCGGUUGUUGUUGCAGAGGAACCAGUUGUUGUUGCGAAAAGGGGCAAGCGCAAGCUUAUAGAUCCAGGUUUCGAGUCUCGAAAGAAACAAUUGCUUUGUCAACGGACGGCUGAGCAUAACAGUGGUGUCUCCGGUGAUCUGAAGACCUUCAUUGAAGGUUUGUUCACCUCUUCUUUCAACUCUUUAAAGGAGCUGGUGCAAAAGGACUGUUGGGGUCAAAAUCGGUCACGACGGAAUUAA